Emys orbicularis (European pond turtle) is the source of this 2470-nucleotide messenger RNA. It is a transcript of the gene PAFAH1B2, whose product is annotated as platelet activating factor acetylhydrolase 1b catalytic subunit 2. NCBI's taxonomy places the organism in Eukaryota, Metazoa, Chordata, Testudines, Emydidae. The transcript is spliced from 8 exons. Gene Ontology annotation, molecular function: platelet-activating factor acetyltransferase activity. The record is from RefSeq and is a predicted model, not a curated record. Gene Ontology annotation, cellular component: cytoplasm. The coding region runs from base 237 to 926 and encodes 229 amino acids.
GCGGGGGAGGGACGCGCCGCCCGCCCGAGAGAGAGAUGGAGACGCGGGGGGAGCCGCAGCCGGCGGCAACAUUGACCCAGAAGGCUUCAGGAAACUUGAAACUGUUUUCACCAAAAUGAGUUGUUUUCACCUGUCUGGAUGUCACUAAUCAGAAGUUGGUAGAGUGGUUUCAACAAGAUCAUGCUGCAGGGACAAUUCGGGGUUCCUGCAUGGAAUAAAACUUGCUUAAGAAUAGAAUGAGCCAGGGAGACUCAAACCCGGCAGCAGUUCCACAUGCAGCUGAAGAUAUUCAAGGAGAUGACAGGUGGAUGUCACAGCACAACAGAUUUGUCUUGGACUGCAAGGACAAGGAGCCCGAUGUGCUGUUUGUGGGUGAUUCCAUGGUGCAGUUGCUACAGCAGUAUGAGAUAUGGCGAGAGCUUUUUUCGCCCCUUCAUGCAUUGAAUUUUGGGAUCGGUGGGGACACAACAGCUCAUGUUCUAUGGAGAUUGAAGAAUGGUGAAUUGGAGAACAUUAAACCCAAGGUCAUUGUCGUCUGGGUUGGAACAAAUAACCAUGAAAAUACAGCGGAGGAAGUAGCAGGUGGAAUCGAGGCCAUCGUGCGGCUGAUAAAUACCCGACAGCCACAGGCCAAAGUUAUUGUCUUGAGCUUGCUACCUCGAGGCGAGAAGCCAAACCCUCUGCGGCAGAAGAAUGCCAAGGUGAACCAGCUGCUAAAAGCCUCGCUCCCAAAACUCGCCAGCGUCCAGCUUCUGGACGUCAGUGGGGGCUUCGUGCACUCGGAUGGCGCCAUCUCGUGCCAUGACAUGUUUGAUUUUCUGCACCUGACGGGAGGGGGCUAUGCAAAGAUCUGCAAACCCCUCCAUGAACUGAUCAUGCAGCUACUGGAGGAGACCCCUGAGGAGAAGCAAGCUGCUCUGGCCUGAUCAGCUAAUAUCAGUGUUCAACAUCAUCCCAGCCCCAUCAGAUCAGUUCUAUCACUGGCACUACAGAAUCCUUGCUUAAAGCACUUUCCAUUGUAGAAUGUUACUGGAUGUUCGUAUCGAGUGUUUUGAGGGGGAGGGCUAACGUCAAACUGGUCUUGUACAUAGAAGGGCAGGGCUAACUGGUUUUACUGCAGGAAGAAAUUAGCUAAAGAAGAUUUUUACUUUUAAACCAUUCCUCAUUUAAAAUGAGAACAAGACUGUCACCUCUGUGCCCCUCACAUGCAUUAUUGCUCUAUGGUGCCCCUAGAUCCCUGUCAGCCUGACUCUAAUAACCCAUGUGCAGCUCUCGGUUUAGCUUUUCCCUUCCCUAGGCACUAUACUCUGUAUUACCUUGGGAACCAGAAUCGCAUUCCACUCACUAGAAACAAAACAGCUGCAUUUUUUUCAACAACAGUUCCCACCUUUAGAAGUUUUAUUUACUAAGGUUUUUUUAAGAGACACUUGUUGCUUUCUGGCUCUUUGUUUUUGAAGCAGCAUGAGACUAAAUGUAACUGGAAUUCAGAAAUGUAAAAACCAAAGUGUUAGUUGAGCUGAACUCAUUUAACACUCCCAAAAUAUUGUUUUGUUUUACAAAGUCUGUUAGCUGUGACAAACUUCAUUCCAUUGUUGCUUGGACUGUGGGCAGUCUCAUUUGGGUGCUGUUGAAUAUCAUGUCUCCUAUAGAACCUGUUCUUUGUUUUGGUUUGUGUACAGUAUUGGCAGCUUUUAACAGUUCUUUGGUUUAGGAGCUUAGUUUUCCAGCAAACGUCAAACACAAGCCCGUCAGAAACGUAGAACUGACAUUUCAUCCCACUAUGAGGGCUGUGCUACAGGAUUCUGUGCAGUGCUGUUCAUGUUCAUAGUUCCAAUUUUUUUAAAGUACGACUGUUACGCCUUUUUUUUAAUCCAUACUCAGCCCCUCUUUGCAAGGCCUGAACCAAUCUAAUGCUUUACGAGUUCUAAGGUGUAUAUUUCUUUAUUGCUUCUGUUUUACUUGUACAAACAUUUUAUUCAAGCAAAUAAGGCCUUUGACAGUAAAGAAUUGAGUCAGUCUGUAGCCUUUUCCUCUCCUGGACACUGCCCCUUUCCCCUCCAGCAAAGGGAGUUAGUGUGGAGAGUGGACUGUUCACAAGGACUCUCUGUCUCGCUAGAGCUUUUUAUACAAGAGCUAAUUAUAAUCUGUGUAAUGACUAUAUAAAAUUGUCAUUCGUUUAAAGGUGAACAGGGAAAAAAAAUUUCUUAUCAAUAAGAAACUGUUUGAGACCCAAUGCAGAGCCUUGCUACUUAAAAAUAAAAAUACUUUAACAAAGUUUAUUCUUCCUUGACUUACCUACCACAAUUGGAGUUCAGCGGUGGUAGUAUCCCUCAUAAUGGUUCACACCACCGCGCGCUAAAAUACAACAGCCAAUGCAGGCCUCUGCACUGGUUGAAGUGUUCGUGAAGGCUGCAACCUUCAACUGUCAUGCUGCUUUUUGGCAGGCAAAUGAAAGAGGAACUGAUUUUUG